Verticillium dahliae VdLs.17 is the source of this 2604-nucleotide messenger RNA. RefSeq lists its product as uncharacterized. The transcript is spliced from 2 exons. Bases 1 to 2604 code for a protein of 867 amino acids. NCBI's taxonomy places the organism in Eukaryota, Fungi, Ascomycota, Sordariomycetes, Glomerellales, Plectosphaerellaceae. The record is from RefSeq and is a predicted model, not a curated record.
AUGAUGAAUAUCCUCGGUCAUCUGGCAUUGCUAAGCCUCUGGAAUGUUGCAGUCAGGGCAUUCCCCCAGGCCUACAAUGAGUACGAACCGCCAUCGACUGUCACCGUCACUACGUGUGCUGUAGGUUGUGCAACCACCACCGUGACCGUGACUCAGUCGGCUAGUUCUUGUGCGCCAUGUUUGGCAAGCUCUGCUUCCUCAGGUGUGGAAUCUUCUACCACUGUCACCGAGACGCCCAGUACGGUCGAAUCCACGCUUCCCAGCAUCUCGUCGACCCAAACGUCUGGACAGAUUAGCUCCUCUGCUGGCAUCUCAAGUUCUGUCCCAACAUCAGGCACAUUUACAAACUCGACUGUGUCGCCCUCUGGCCCUUCAUCGAGCCUACCAUACACCAUCACCAGCUCGGGUGGAGCUGUUUCUUCUACUCUUUCCUCUGUCAGCAUUUCCGUCCCCUCUAACUCCACGACUACGACGAGCGCUCUCAGCAAUGACUCGACAACUGCUCCGUCUGUGAGUAUCAGCUCCUCACUUUCCUCGUCAUACGAUGGCACACCGUCUUCGUCAGCACUCUAUGCGAACAGCACGAGAAGCCAUGUCUACCCGAGUUCCUUCUCUGUGACCGGCUCCGUGUCCACCUUUGCUUCUCGUAGCGCAACCAGCAGUGACACAGCGACCGGGUCCCUUCCUACUUCUGGCCUGCCUUCGUCCAGCGCCGUGACUUCUGGCGGCAUCAGCAGCGGAUUUUCUGGUACUUCUUCUGGGACUGGAAUCUCGUCAACACUUCCCGUUCUAUCGUCUCAGUCGAGUAGUGCCGGGACCAAUUCGACUUGGUCCUAUCCAACACGGACUUCAUCGGGAGGAACGGGCGUCUCCUCAACGCUGCCUUUAUCAUCUGGCACGUCGGAUGUUGAGACAAGUAGCGGCAGUGCAACUUACCCGCCUGGAUCCUCGUCCGCGCCGACUGACACAUCUUCGCUCACAGUCACAUCCGAGGUUUCCAGUAUUGAGAGCAGCAGUGUCUACACCUACCCACCAGGGCCAUCCUCUGGCUUAUCGAGCGUGUCGCCAAGCCUGUCAACUUCUAGCAGCUGGGGCAACAGCAGUACCACCAGGUACCCAACCGCCACAGUGUCAAGCGCAAGCGUCAUUUCCUCGUCGACCGGCUUCGAAAGCUCGUCCGUAGAGCUCACGACUACCACGACGAUCGAAACGACCGUGACACGCACCAAUACCUACACACCGCCAGGCACGAGCUCGAACCCUUCUUCUGGAUUUUCAAGUGCCCUGCCAAACCCAAGUGGCUCAACCUCUAUUGAGCUUUCGUCGCACUUGUCCUACCCGACCUCGUCGCCACGACCAUCUGGGAGCGGCUAUCUCAGCAGCAGCUAUAUUGAGUCUUCUGGAACGGGAGUCAGCGAUACGGUGCCGGUCACUUCGGGUACUUCUGCCUCUGUUUCCAACAGCGUGACGAGCUCAUCUCCCUAUGGAAACUCGACAACUACGGGUCCCACGCCGACCAUCUCAGACUUUAGCUCUACCGCAUCGUCCGGGACUGGAAUCAGUGAAACUCUCCCCAUCAUCUCGGAGACCUCUGUGUUUGAGUCGAGCGCCACAGAAAAUUCGUCCCUGUACAGCUUCACGGUCACGUCUGAUGUAGGGACCACCUCAGAAACCAGCUCGGUCGAGUCGUCUGGGACUGGUAUCAGCGAAACUCUCCCUAUCAUUUCGGAUACUUCGACCGCGGAACAGAGCUCCACGGUGACCGGAUCCGAAUCGUCGACAAGCAAGACCAAGACGCCAUGCGCGACUCGCUCGCACUCGUCCGACGUUGAGACUUCAUCCGCGCCCGAAUCAAGUGAGACCGACUCUUACCCUCCUAACGAGAGUACCGUGUCGGGCAACUUGCCGAUUACGCCUUCAUCAGACGUUUCCUCAUCGCCGACAUAUUCUCCUCCUGCUGAAAGUACGAUAUCCGGGAACCUCCCUGUGACGCCUUCGGUAAGCCUGUCCUCUACGGAGGUGUACCCAUCGUAUCCACCUGUAGAAAGCACCUCUGGAGAGAGCACGGUUUCGAGCAAUCUACCCAUCACACCAACGCAGAGCUCGACCGAGGUCGAGUCACAGACAUACCCUCCUUACCCGCCUCCCGAGGAGAGCACCGUGUCAGGAAACCUCCCCGUGAACCCUUCUCAGAGCUUCCCAAGCAACGGCACGGCAACUUCGUCUCUGCUGCCCAGCGGAAGUACGUCACGGGCCGGGUCGUCGGCACCGGUGUCCAGCGACUCAUCGACGACCUCCAUCAUCAGCGAAAAGCCGUCCUACCUUCCCACGCCGAGCACAGUGUAUCCCGAGCCGACACCUUCAAGCGAGUCGACCGUCUCCGACGCGCUGCCGAUUACACCCUCUGGCAGUGCCGAUGCCCCGCCCAGCACGCUUGUGACGAGCACUAAGACGGGCCCCGAGACGAGCGAGAGUAGCGAGCCCAGCGGACCGACCUCUUACUAUGGAGGGUAUGACUUUGGCUGGACAAGCGGUGGGCGCGCCGGAUGGAAGCAGCAGCGCAAGGAGAAGGAGCGUCGAGGCAUUUUCGGGCUGUUCCAGUAA